UCGUCUUCGUCAAAGUUCCGAAUCUGAAUCCCAAAGGUUGGCUAAUUUUCUCUCUUCCCGGCGGCCAGAGUCCGAAUCUUUUCUUCUUCAACGCAUCGACGACAUAACACUAGGAUUCUCUCCCUCGGUCGUGAUUUGCGCGAAGAAAGAGGAGAUACGAUGAUUCGACUUAAGCUUUACGCGGGUCUCAGUUUGGUUGCAACCUUGGCUGUGGUUUACCAUGCUUUUAGCAGCAGAGGUCAAUUUUACCCGGCGAUGGUGUAUUUGUCGACGUCUAAGAUAAGCUUGGUACUUCUUCUCAACAUGUGUCUGGUCAUCAUGUUCAGUCUCUGGCAAUUGGUCAAAUGCGUGUUUCUGGGUCCCCUUAGAGAAGCCGAGAUCGAGAGGCUGAAUGAGCAAGCUUGGAGAGAGCUCAUGGAGAUACUCUUUGCCAUCACCAUUUUCAGACAGGACUUCUCUGUUGUUUUCCUCACCAUGGUCGUCACUCUUUUGUUGAUCAAGGCUUUGCAUUGGAUGGCUCAGAAAAGAAUGGAGUACAUCGAGACUACUCCUUCUGUACCUAUGCUGUCACAUGUUCGCAUAGUCUCUUUCUUGGGUUUCCUCCUCCUCCUAGAUGGCCUCUUUAUGUACAGUUCUAUAAGGCACUUAAUUCAAACACGGCAGGCUUCGGUUUCUCUGUUCUUCUCAUUUGAGUAUAUGAUACUGGCAACAACAACUAUUUCGAUUAUGGUAAAGUAUGUUUUUUAUGUCAGCGAUAUGAUUAUGGAAGGUCAAUGGGAAAAAAAGCCAGUGUAUACGUUCUAUCUGGAGCUUAUUCGCGACCUGCUUCACUUGUCUAUGUAUAUCUGCUUCUUCCUUGUGAUAUUCAUGAACUAUGGUGUUCCCUUGCACUUGAUACGGGAGCUCUACGAAACGUUUAGAAAUUUCAAGAUUCGUGUUGCUGAUUACCUCCGCUAUCGUAAAAUCACUUCCAACAUGAAUGAUAGGUUUCCUGAUGCAACCCCUGAAGAACUCAAUGCUAAUGAUGCUACCUGUAUCAUAUGCCGUGAAGAAAUGACCACUGCUAAGAAACUUAUAUGCGGGCAUCUGUUUCAUGUCCAUUGCCUACGGUCAUGGUUGGAGCGGCAGCAUACAUGCCCUACAUGCAGAGCAUUGGUUGUACCUCCUGAAAAUGGCACAUCAGCAGCCACUGGCCAACGUGGAUCACACCAAGAUUCUCCUCAGCAGGGUGCUUCAAGUUCGGGUAGUCAGUCGUCUUCUGUUACUGCUUCCAGUGAUAGUUUGAGCAGGCACCAAGCCAGGCUUCAAGCUGCUGCCACUGCAGCCUCCAUAUAUGGAAAAUCCUUUGUUUAUCCAUCUGCAAACACACUAAUGUGGUCUCCGGGUUAUUCCUUGGUUCCUCAAACUGGUUUACCUGGUUCCUCAGAAGGUGCAGAGCAGCAAGUGUCUUUCCAGUCUUUUCCUCAUGGGUUUCUGCCAUUUCAGCUGCCUGGGUAUGUGGCUCCCGGAGAAAAUUCAGAUGCGAAUCCAGAGAUUUCAGAGGCUCAGCUGGAAGCUCAGAGAAAAUUCCUUCAAUCCCAGAUUGAGGUGUUACAACACAGACUUCGACUUCUUGAGAAGUCCGAAUCCGCAGAUUCCCGAGUAGGAAUCGAUAAAGAUGCAAAAGGAAAGUCGGUCAUGGAGACGGAUGAGUGAGAGUAGCAGGUAGGGAAUGUGGUGGAUUUGGAGAAGAGUGAACGGCCGAAGAAAAAGAAAUAGGAUGUGUAAAUGGUACUUACUACUUAGUGAGAAAGUUCUGAAGUGAGGCAUGAAAAAAAAUGAUUUUGAAAGUGUAAAUGUUGUUGCACUGUUCUCAGAGGUUGAAGCUUAAGUUACCACAAUGAAAGUGAUUUAACCAGUA
This is a messenger RNA of Tarenaya hassleriana, 1900 nucleotides long. RefSeq names its product ERAD-associated E3 ubiquitin-protein ligase HRD1B-like. The record is from RefSeq and is a predicted model, not a curated record. Lineage: Eukaryota; Viridiplantae; Streptophyta; Magnoliopsida; Brassicales; Cleomaceae. The transcript has 8 exons. Bases 160 to 1695 code for a protein of 511 amino acids.